AUGGCCGAACCGUCGUUAGACAUAACCUACUGUAACAUGGCUCACUUAAACAAAACAAACAAAACAGAGAAACAGAUGGAGAAUGAGGUUUUCGAGGUGGAUCCCUUCGCGAGAAGGACCAGCAUCCACUGGACACCACCACAGCCCAAGCGGGUUACCACCUUGGAGGUGCAGAUGAGGGAGCCGGCGCCUGUCCAGACGCCACUCAUCCUCAUCGAUGUAGAGGCGCCGAGGAAGGGUGCGCAGAAGGGUGCGCUCGAGCUGAAGGGUGCGAUCCCGAAAGCCAGGAGCGAGGGGGCAAGGACGAUGAGCUGCCCCGGAGAGUUAAGCCUGACCACCCGGAACGUGCAGGAGGCAAGCGAGAGGGACUCGCUGAAGGACCUGAUUACCCUCAUUGAGGGCAUGAGGGCCUUCACGGUGGCCCAUAAGAAUACCCACGUCGCCCCCAGAGAGGACGUGGCCAAGGCAGCCAUUAUUAUCAGGCGAGUCGAGCGCGCCUGGAGCAGGAUGGAGGAGGAGUUCGCCGAAACCAGAAGGAAGGAGAUCUCCCCCUCAACUGGAGCCGCGGAAAAGAGGCCGCGCCCGGAAGAACAGGGAGAGAAACCCCAACAGGAGGGCUGGAGCGAGGUGGUCAAGCGAGGCCGCCGCAAGACAGCCGCCUCAACGCCAGCAGCGCCAGCGGCACCAACCAAGAACACGGCCGCGGCCCCCGCCAAGGAAAGGGGACCAAGGCCCAGGAAGCCUGUCAGGCCGGAUGCCGUCCUGAUCAAGACAGAAGGGGAGCAAAAUUACGCGGAAGUCCUCAAAAGGGUCAGGGGCCAGGUGGACCCCGACAAGGUAGGUGCCUCCAUUACGGCAGUCAGGAGGACCAGGGGCGGGGACGUCCUUCUUGAGCUCAAGGGCUCAAGCGGGGCACAGGCCCUGAAGGAGGCCGUCGUGGUGGCUCUGGGUGGUCAGGCUAAAGUGUCAACGCUGGAGCCGACUAUGACCAUCGAGGUCCGGGAUCUCGAUGAAAUCACGACGGCAGAGGAGACCAGGGCGGCCCUCAGCAGCGCCCUGAAAGCACCAUUGGAGGGAGAGAUCAGGCUGAGGAGCGGCUUCCGGGGCACGCAGACCGCGCUUACGCGUAUCCCACAGCGGACUGCCCGGAAGCUACUGGCAAUAGGAAAGGUCAAGAUCGGCUGGACCGCCUGCCGGAUCCGUGAGAGGAUCAUGGUGGACAGGUGCCACAGGUGCCAAGGCUACGGGCACCAUGCCGUCAAAUGCUUAGGAAUCGACAACUUCAACGCCUGUCGAAGGUGCGGCGAGACAGGGCACAAGGAGAAGGACUGCAGAAAGUCCAACCCUCGGUACAUCGUCUGCACAAAUGGUGGCGCAAGGGCCGACCAUUUCGCCGGGAGCGGCCAGUGCAGGGCUUUCAGAGUAGAGCUGCAGAAGGCCAAGGACCGGCGGAACGGGAGGGCCAUCGAGAGGGAGUCCCCUCCAGCGAAAACGCGGGCAGCAAGAGCGACCGGGGUCAAUCUAAACCGGAGCCGCGCCGCCCAGGACCUGCUGACCCAGACCGCCGCUGCGCACGGGGCCGAGAUACUGAUAGUCUCGGAGCCCAGCAGCACGGGAAAGCAGGGAAACUGGGCGGUGGAUACGAGGGGAGACGCAGCCAUACUGGGGACGAAGAGGUUAGCCGGAAACCUGGAGCCGGGUGGCAAGGGCGCUGGCUACGUCUGGGCGAGGGUAAGCGGGCUAACCAUCUUUAGCUGCUACUACUCGCCUAACGAGGCCAUCGAGGAAUUUGAGCGGCAACUGGACGACCUCGAGGGCGCGGUUAGAGCGGUGGGCACCAAAACCCUUGUGGCUGGCGACUUUAACGCCAAGUCGCCAAACUGGGGGUCAAGCAAGUGGGACAAGAGGGGUCGGGUGGUCGCGGACUUCCUGGCCAGGCUAGACCUCAUUCCCGUUAACGAGGGUACAGCCCCAACGUGGCAGCGGGCCAGCACGAGGGCCUCGUCGGUAAUCGACCUGACAGCAGGAACACCAGGGGUGGCGGCCGAAGAGAUGGGGUGGCGUGUGCUGGACGACGAAAGCCUGAGCGACCACCGCUAUAUUUAUAUGAAGUGGAAGCCCAGGGACAGGUCGCGCGCUCGAACACCUGGCAGCAUCGAGAAAGGAUGGGUGGUGAUGAAGCUGGACAAGGACGCGAUGGCGAGCUUCCUAAGAAGGGAAAAGGAGCAGCGCAGCGCGGACGCAGCGGGAAAUGAGAUAGACGUUCUGAUGACCACCGUGGUAAAGGCCUGUGAUGCGGGGAUGCCCAAAAGGAGACCACCCAAGGGCAAAACCGCAACGCACUGGUGGAAUGAGAAGAUCGCGUCCCUCAGAUCCCAGUGUGUCAGGGCCAGAAGGCAGGAGCAGCGGCAGAGGGCAAGAGGGGAAACCACCACAGCACCCGGCGCAUACAAAGCGGCAAGGAAGGCCCUUCGGGAUGAGAUAAAGGCCAGUAAAGCCGGAUGUUGGAAAGAGCUCCUCAGGACGGUCGACGAGGACUCCUGGGGGCUACCUUAUAAGUUAGUGUCCCGGAAAUUAGGUGGUUCCAGGCAACCGGACGACCCAGAGGUGGUGGAAAGGGCCCUUGACGAGCUCUUCUCAAUCCACGCCCAUGUCGAAAGGCCUAGCCGGGCAGAGCCCGCAGAGUGUUAG
Messenger RNA from Neodiprion fabricii, 2691 nucleotides. RefSeq lists its product as uncharacterized. The transcript is spliced from 3 exons. The record is from RefSeq and is a predicted model, not a curated record. Lineage: Eukaryota; Metazoa; Arthropoda; Insecta; Hymenoptera; Diprionidae. Gene Ontology annotation, molecular function: nucleic acid binding; catalytic activity; zinc ion binding. Bases 1 to 2691 code for a protein of 896 amino acids.